Messenger RNA from Letharia columbiana, 3642 nucleotides. RefSeq lists its product as uncharacterized. The record is from RefSeq and is a predicted model, not a curated record. The transcript has 4 exons. Gene Ontology annotation, molecular function: protein binding. NCBI's taxonomy places the organism in Eukaryota, Fungi, Ascomycota, Lecanoromycetes, Lecanorales, Parmeliaceae. The coding region runs from base 1 to 3642 and encodes 1213 amino acids.
AUGGCAUAUGCUCAGCAGCCACGAUAUGGCGGCCCACAAAGACCGCCCUACCAAGACCAGCAGCCCUCAUAUGGGUCUUCUCGAGAACCUUACGCUGCGAAGAAUGGGUACGGCUCAAGAAGUCAAGCGGCGCACUUCAGUGGUAGCUCUCGACGGGGUCGUCCGCAGGUAUUUCAAAGUACCAGUGAGCCAUCAGGUGGAUCCUACAGAUACAACGAGGAUUGGCCUGAUCAAGACAACUCUUACGAUGGCGGCAAUGGGCGGCACGGAGGCAGGGGCCAAAACAGGGAUGGAAGGUGGCCGCCCGCACAACGGCCACAGGGGAGACCAAUGGAGGCAGGACGACAUCCUCGCAAUGAUCCUCGAAGUCGAGGCUUACCGCAAUCAAAAGUUGCAGCACCCGGUAGAGAUCACUAUCACCAGCAGGACCCGUACUACCAGUCGAACCAAUAUCGUGAGCCACAAGGUUAUGAACGGCACUAUCAACCAGAAGCAAUGCACCACAAUGGCUUACAGGAACACAACAACGGCGAGCAUGAGUACGAUGAAUUUUCUCACGAGACCCCAGACAAUUCGACAGCAACGCAGCACUACAAUCGUCCUCCUCACAGCGACGAACAGGAUUACCAAGACCCCGAAUACAAUGCUGGGUAUCCUCAGCAAGACCGAGGAGGUCCACACGACCGAGGGAUCUCUUCAGGCAACUUCAGGAACGAUCGACCUCCUAGACAGCCGGAAGCACCAACAUCUAGGUUCAACCAGAACCAACCCCACUCCACCAGACCUCAAAACUCUCAGCACCCGAAACCCUCUACUGAUAGGGUCAUCCAAACACCGAUAUCGCAUGAUGCAGUCGCCUGGGAUAAUCCCUUUCCAACAUUUCCCUUGAGGCCCAAUAAAGUCGGAUAUGCAAAUUCCACGGGUCAUGAUGGUGCCAUGGGAUCAACAAGCCUGCGUGAUGACUCGCGGCAAGACAAGACUUACGACAAUAGGCCGCAAACUGCAGGCAGCAAGAGCAGCUAUGCUUUGUCGCCUAAUGGCACAGAGAAGCUGAACGGAAAUGAUCUUCAAUUUCAAUCAAACACUCCGCCUUCAGCUAUAUCGGAAACAAAUUCCAAUAGCAAAGGUGGAGGAUACUUCGAUCACCAGCCACAGCCUGAAAGGGAUGCAGGGCAGUACCGAGGAACAGCACAAGACAGGCCUAGACCUCGCGACAAUGGUCGUCGUGGUGCGCGGGUAGAUCAACUCAAGCCUAUAGUCAACGGUCGACACUCAGAAGACAACCGGACGAGACCAUCACUUCCACUUGACACCAGAAUGGACACAGAAUAUGAGCGAAGCAGAACUCUGCCAACGGCGCUCUCUGGAGCAAACCUGGGAUCUGCUCGCCCACCAGAUCAGUCGGCCUGGCAGGAGCCUGGUUUCGUUGCUGGUUACCACGGUCCUGAAGACAGAGGGUAUACGCCAACCAGUCCAGCAAAUAAGUCUCCGCAAGGAUCUUUUCCUCAGCCCAAACCAUAUUCGGAUGAAGGUAGACCAACCCAAGUCGACGCAGUGGUUCAUGCACAAAGCACGGGUUCUCGUCAGCCACAUGCCCAAAACGACAGUCUCGGCGAAUUCUUUGACACUUAUUAUGACACAAGCCAGGAUGACCACCAGCCAUAUCUCCAGCACAAAGGUCGACAGCACCGAUCUCCCGCUGACGAAGAUAUGCCAAACUUUGACGGUGGACCUGCGCCGAGCGCUGGUCGUAGACGAGGGAUGACCAUCGACGACCAUCUGCAGCCACAACCAAGAACUCAAGAAUUUCCACCAGUGCCAGUUCCGCCACGGGACGAUGUACGUGGAGACCAUAGGAAUGAUCCAUCUUCGAAUGCGAGACAUCCCCGGAGUAGAUCACAACCCAAUUUCAAAGACCGGCGAUCACCGAGGCCACCGCUCGAUGAUGGAUUCGACUUUGGUGUGCCUGGAGCUCCCGAUAGACCGUCUGCGACAGCUCCCGCUCGAAAUGAGUAUGGUCCUAGCGCCCAUAGUACUAUGGCAUCUCCCAAUGUAAGGCCAGAUCACUACCAACAAGACCGCCAGUAUCAGGGAUCAAUGCCUUUAAAAGGAUAUCGUCCCAAUGAUCACAACAGAGCAAAUAUGCCGCCUCCCGCACCCGCUACACCCCUAACGGCAUAUCAAGGCAACGGGCCGCCUGACCGAUAUUGUUCACCGCCAGUGCAAGAUGGACAUUCGCGACAGAUGGGACCGCCUGGUGGUAGACCAUCUCCAAUCAACAAUCGAACAGGACCCACGUCGCCCCCUAUCGCGUCACCAUCAAAUCCGGAUGCAUUACCAUCGCAUCCUGCGCCAGUCAGACCCGGUUUAAUGCAAAGCUCUCCCGUCAAUGAAGCGCCGAAGCCAGUUCCUCUCAGGCAGUACGACUCCACACCCUCGCCCAUGCAAUUAUCGAGUCCCACUAAAAAUCCAGGAUUCUCGCGCUCCAUAAACAUCAAACAAGAGUCUCUGCCAGUGACUCAUCAGGAGCUUGAAAGACUUAAGCAGGCCACGACGAGGAACCCUGACGACCCAAAAAAUCAACUAGUCUUGGCCAAGAGAAUGGUUGAAGCGGCUUCCGUUCUAGUUGAUGAGCGAGCUGAUCCGAGGACACGCAACAAAAGUCGUGAGAAAUACAUCCUAGAUGCUCACAAAAUUGUCAAGAAACUUUCCAAUAAUGGAUAUAGCGAAGCUACGUUCUACCUGGCCGACGCGUAUAGCCGCGGAUCACUAGGCUUGGAAUCUGAUACUCGAGAGGCUUUCAAGCUCUAUCAAUCAGCGGCAAAAGCAGGCCAUGCUCAAGCCGCCUACCGAGUGGCAGUAUGCUGCGAGAUAGGACAUGAGGAAGGUGGAGGUACAAGCCGGGACGCUGUGAAAGCUAUGCAGUGGUAUAAAAGAGCCGCGACUCUGGGCGACACGCCCGCCAUGUAUAAGAUGGGCAUCAUUUCAUUAAAAGGAUUGUUGGGCCAGCCAAAGAACGCCAAAGAAGCCGUUGUCUGGUUGAAACGAGCGGCGGAACGCGCGGACGAGGAGAAUCCACAUGCUUUGCACGAACUUGCUCUUCUGCACGAGAAACCCAGCAGCAAUGAGGGUGUACCAAGGGACGAAGCAUACUCGAAGCAACUCUUCGCUGAAGCAGCCGAUUUGGGCUACAAGUUUUCGCAAUUCCGUCUCGGUUGCGCGUAUGAAUACGGGCUGAUGGGAUGCCCGGUUGAUCCCAGACAAAGUAUUGCUUGGUACAGCAAAGCAGCAGUGCAAGAGGAGCAUCAGAGCGAGCUUGCCUUGAGCGGUUGGUACCUUACGGGGUCUGAAGGGGUACUGCAGCAAAGUGACACAGAGGCCUAUCUCUGGGCUCGUAAAGCUGCUCAGUCGGGGCUGGCGAAGGCUGAAUAUGCUAUGGGUUAUUUUACAGAAGUGGGAAUCGGAGCUCCCGCAAACCUUGAAGACGCAAAGCGCUGGUAUUGGAAAAGUGCAAGCCAAGGCUUUGAGAAAGCAAGAGGUAGACUCGAAGAACUAAGGCGAGGGAACCCAGCGAAGCAAAAGACUCGAGUCUCGCGAUCUGCCAUGAGGAGGAACAGUGAGGGAGAGUGUACCAUAAUGUGA